Selaginella moellendorffii is the source of this 1725-nucleotide messenger RNA. RefSeq lists its product as uncharacterized. The record is from RefSeq and is a predicted model, not a curated record. Bases 46 to 1605 code for a protein of 519 amino acids. Lineage: Eukaryota; Viridiplantae; Streptophyta; Lycopodiopsida; Selaginellales; Selaginellaceae. Gene Ontology annotation, biological process: response to hydrogen peroxide; protein folding; response to heat. The transcript is spliced from 7 exons.
CAAAAUGUUCGGCGAUUCUUGUAGAAAACCCUAGGGCCCUAGAGAAUGUUCAGGCGGUUGAUAAGCGCGAGUAGUAGGAGCGGCAUCCGCACGGCAAGCGCAAAGACGCUCUCUCAGGUGAGCAAACCACUGACGGAGGAUGCCUACAGAGAGUUUGGAGAGUUUCUGUGGAUGGUGAUGCUCCGCCUAAACAACCGUGUCCUCGGCCAAGUCUUUAAGGCGGUGGGCGACUGUGAUAGUACCACCGUCUGCUUCGAGGGCCAUCUCCUGGACCACAUGCUCAAGUACACCGAAAUUGUGAGCGGCGAAUUCCCCCCACCCGCUGAAAAACCACUCGGGCUUGACGACAUAGGCGACUACCCCAUCCCAUAUACACACAUGAUCAAGCUUGUGAAAAAUGCCUCGGAGGAUGCAAGGUGCCGCUUGCAUGGAGAGCCCCCCAUCCAUCAACGCACAAAGGAAGAAACUCGCCUCGUGCAUGACUUUUGCCGGACUGUUGCCUGCCGAGCCGAGAAGGAAGUCUUCUCUGGGGAGCCAAACGUGCACGAGCUGCAGGAGCAGGCGCGUCUGUUUGGCGCUGAGUGUUAUCCCAAGUUCUUUGGUCUGCAGUCCACGAACCUCUCCGUUCUGAUCCAGGAGCACUCUGAAUCAUAUGCUACACCGGUUGUUCCAAGAAAGAUCUUCUGGAGGGAGUACUUGACGAGGUGUGCCAGGAGCCUCGAGUUGGCGCAGAAGGUGGCUGAUGCCGGGGGCCUGCCGCAGUUCCCUCGUCACGGGGGACUCGUCGCUCUCUACAACUUUGAGAAGAAACACGCUUACCAGCUGCUGUUAAACUGCCUCAAGAGCAUUGAUAAAGGAUAUGACGAGCGGAAGCUAUUGUGGUCAUCGUUUGAGAACCAGCAGUUCUAUACUGUCGAUGUGCAAGUACCUGGUCUCACGUCGCUGAAUCAAGUGCAAGUGAAUGUUGCAAAAGAUGGACCGGGUGUGCUUGUUACCACGGAGAAGGACGUGUUCCGCCCCGAGAGGCUUGCCGUUCCUCCUUACGCUAAUGUCGACGGUGCAAUAGUUAAUCUCCAGGAUGAGAUUCUCACCAUUCGCCUUCCCAAGGGGGACGCUGUACUCGAAGGGACAGUGCCGGCAUUGCCAGUUGAGGACUUUGACGAGACCAAGCUAGACAAGACCAAGAAUAAAGUAGAUGACGAGCAUCACCACGAAGUUCCAGCCCUGUUGCGAGAGGAAGUGAUUGUGGACUCAGCCAGCGUUAAGCCUCAGGGGGACGGUGAGCUCGAAGGGACAGCUCUGACAUUACCAAUUGAGGACCUUGACGAGACCAAGUUGGACAAGACCAAGAACAAACCCAUAAAGGCAACUUCGGUAGAUGAUGAGCAUCACCACAUCCUUCGUGUCGAAAUUCCAGGCAUGUCGCGAGAGGAAGUUAUUGUGGAUAAUAUAGGGCCGGAACUCAUCAUUAAGACCAGCGACAACGUCUUCCAGCAAAGGAAGUUUAGGUUUCCCUUGCGUGCUGACAUGAAGCAGGCUAGAGCGUCUUUCCGGAACGGUUUGCUUACCAUUCGAGUUCCCAAGAGUACAACGGCCGUAGUGUAAAUUGCCCUCUCUUGUCAAGAUAUACUUGUAUUAUGUAACAGAUUGGUAUCUAUUUAUCUUCUUGCCCCCGGAUCUGGCCAAUGGCGGCCGUUAUGAUUGGGUAAAAGUUGUUUGCAGGUU